UCGGGGGUUUUCUUGAGUUCUGGAUUCCGGGGACUCAAUCCAGAGAGUUGGAGCUACCCGCCGGAAUACACAUAAUGCGUAUGAGCUCGUACUUUGAAGUACCCACGUUAGCUUAAGGUGAUUCUGGCGUUGUAGAGAUUAGUGAGCGAUGUUUUCACCCUCGUGAUGGAGGGUUUAAGGUAAAUUCGGAGUUUCAGCUUGCAGGCUUUGGUUAUAGUCUUUGUGCGACGCCCAGCUUCGAACGGACACGCUCUUUCUCAGACGGAUUUGGCAGUCAGUUUGAGUCGAGAAGGUGGAAGAGUAGUUUGUCUGAUUCACUCUCGUUUAUUUCGUCAUCUCGGUAGAAAUGGUCCGCAAGAGUUCUGCUGUCUCACUCUCUUCCGCUUCUCGCUAUUCAACAAUUCUUGGCUGAAGAAGUGCCAAUCCAAUUUUAUUGUCUGCUAUCGUCUGAUGGACGUGUUUGCGAUUGGCGAAUGGCACCGACCUCGUUGGGAGGUUGUGCAAGAGAAGGCACGUACCUCUAAGAGGUGGUCUAUUAUAUUAUUUCCAGUAGACGGUGGAUCAUUGGCACUUGAAAUACCGCAAUCAUGAUGCCAGGUUCGCCCCUUGUCCGGAGGCGGAGCAACAUCGGAGGGAAUACCCCCACUCGAUUGGGUAGGUCAACAUGGAGCCUUGCAGCAGGGAUGGUGGAUGGGGUCUCACGCCCACGGUCACAGUUGCUGAUAAAGGUCAUCAUUGCCGUGACGUUAACUUCGCUAUGCAUGUUGAUUCUUCAUCAGUACGAUUCUGCCGGCACUGUCGACAAGUUUUCUGUCAAAGAUGAUAUGACCCACGUAUUAGUGACUGGCGGUGCAGGCUACAUUGGCUCUCAUGCCACUUUAAGAUUACUGCAAGAUGGCUAUCGGGUCACUAUAGUGGAUAAUCUGUCAAGGGGAAACAUGGGAGCCGUCCAGGUUCUGCAGGAUCUGUUUCCAGAACCUGGGAGAUUGCAGUUUCUCUACGUAGACCUUGGUGACAGUAAAGCUGUGAAUGAAGUAUUCAGCAAAAAUGCAAUAGAUGUGGUCAUGCAUUUUGCAGCAGUGGCUUACGUUGGAGAGAGUACGGCUGAACCGUUGAGGUACUACCAUAACAUUACAUCAAAUACCCUGGGGUUGUUAGAGGCCAUGGUGAGACAUCGUGUUCAUAAAUUCAUUUACUCGAGCACUUGUGCAACUUAUGGAGAACCUGACGUUAUGCCCAUAAAGGAAAGCACACCACAGGUUCCAAUCAACCCGUACGGGAAAGCAAAGAAGAUGGCAGAAGACAUUAUUUUGGACUACGUCAAGAGUAAUGACCAGUUAUCGGUGAUGAUCCUGAGGUACUUCAAUGUAAUUGGGUCCGAUUCCAAAGGACGUUUGGGAGAAGCUCCACGACCGGAACUUCGAGCCCACGGACGAAUAUCAGGGGCUUGCUUCGAUGCCGCAAUGGGUGUCAUUCCAGAAUUGAAGGUUCAAGGAACGGAUUACAAUACUGCAGAUGGAACAUGUGUGCGAGAUUACAUACAUGUGACAGAUCUUGUAGAUGCUCACGUCAAGGCUUUGAACGCUGCAAAGCCUGGAAAAACGGGAAUCUAUAAUGUGGCUACUGGUAAAGGUGUGAGUGUUAAGCAGUUCGUCGAAGCUUGUAAAGAAGCAACAGGUGUGAACGUAACUAUUAAAUACAUGGAGCGGCGGCCGGGUGAUUAUGCUGAGGUUUACAGUGAUCCGACUCUAAUCAACAAUGAGCUCAAGUGGAUUGCCCAACACACCGACUUGACCCAGACGCUAAGAGUAGCUUGGAAGUGGCGGAAAGCGCACCCGAAGGGCUAUGCGGCUGUUAACUAAUUAAAAAGCUGAGCUGUGGGAUUAUGUCCUCGUUACAAUUCCCAUUGCAGCAGAGAACGCCAAGUUCUUCAGAAGUUAAUGAGGCUAAUGCGUGCCGCAGGCUGCUUUUGGACAGGCAUUUAUGUGCACUAACAUUGUGCAUUUACUUGGCUUGACGUUAAUAGAAUCAGCUGCCACCUAAUGUCAUUGAAAGGAGGUUGAGCUGUUUCUCUCUAGAAGAGUGCAGAAGCGGUUAUCUUAGAGGGAGACAUUGUGACAGUAAUAAAUCACAGGGUGUGAAGAUUUGAGCCUCACAUUGAGGCUUCACAAAGCUCAAGGGGCAUAUAUCUUACAGACAGGAAUUGCUCUGCAGCAGUAACCAGAGCUAUAGAUUUUAAAGCUUUCAACCUGAGAGUAUCCAGGGCAGGGACUUGCACAGGAUCUCAAAACCUCGCACGAAAGCUCUCUGUAUCAUCGCUAUGAAAGCUGUGGUAGUGAAAAUUUCUUAUUCUUCA
Physcomitrium patens is the source of this 2356-nucleotide messenger RNA. Lineage: Eukaryota; Viridiplantae; Streptophyta; Bryopsida; Funariales; Funariaceae. The record is from RefSeq and is a predicted model, not a curated record.